Molecule: messenger RNA, 2027 nt
Organism: Gamsiella multidivaricata
Lineage: Eukaryota; Fungi; Mortierellomycota; Mortierellomycetes; Mortierellales; Mortierellaceae
Exons: 1
Coding region: 186-1961 (591 amino acids)
Source: RefSeq, a predicted model, not a curated record
GCCUAAUCUCAUUGCCCUCCCUCCUUCAUCCCCAUCCCCAUCCUAAUCCUCAUCCCCAUCCUCAUCCCCAUCCCCUUCCCCUUUCUCUUCUUUCUUUCUUUCUCAAAACGACUGUCCUCCGCACCUUUCACACACGCUCUUAUUUUUGUGUUGUUGAGUGUUCCAGCUGCCGAGCAUAUCGAAAAAUGUCAUAUCCAACGGCCCGUGCUCGGGAGGGCAAGAGCCCUUGGUCCUCUGUAAACGCUGAUGCUGAUGCUGUGGCCCAGAUACCAGGCGCACCGGACCCACCUGUAAUACCAACCAUUACAAAGCCAAGCUCAAAGCCUAAACCCACCACAGCAAAACCAACAGCGACCGUGCUACCACCGAAAACCAUCACCACAAAAACAGGCGUCAUCAUUCCAACCACCACGAGUACCAAAGAGCUGCCGACCAACACCACGAUUACGACCUCGACCUCAACCCCAGACGCAAAUGCCAGCAAUGACGGCUCUAUCGGGACCAAUGACGGCAUCACUGGGAUCAUUAUCGGGUCUGUUCUCGGGGUGGUGGUUGUCGCUGCUGUCGUCGUAGGGUUGUUGCUGAGGAGGAAAGGGUCAAAGCGGAGAGGCCAUGGACUGCACGAGGCAAAGUUACAUAAGCAGCAGCGCAUGAUCGGAGAGGACAUCAGCGUAUUCAUGGCCCCAUCCAGACAUCGUCGAACAGGAUCCUCGUCGCUCAACGGAGCCUUGGCUGCAAGAGGUAACAAGCCUUUGGGCAGAACUCGUGUUGAAGUCGAGGAUACGGACGGACAUGGAGAGUACCAACAGCAGCAGAGCUUGCAUGAACAGCUACAGGACCAGGAGCACCAGCAGCAACCGGGUUGGUGGAACAAAAAAUCACCUCUGGAAUACUACCGCCAAGUACCGCCCCUGAAGGAACUUAACAAAACAGCACCCGACAAUGACGAGACUCAGCAGGGACGUGUGGAAGUUAGUCAACGAGACAUUGCUUCCACAGGGGUACCGGGACAGUUUCCAGGGCAUGGUGCGGUCGAGGGCAUGGCUGCAAAGAGCCUUACAAACGCUUCUGGUGAAAGACAGCAGCAGCCCUUUGCGCGAGAGUCGAUUCCACUCUCCAGCACAUCAAACAAUGAAGGUACCAGUCGCUCGUCCAACCAAAACAGUGCGCGCAACAUGAACCAUGAUUCUCGACAGCAGAUCUCUUCAGGGAACAACCGCCAUCUCCCUUCCUCGCCAUACGACCCCGCUAUCCGACCGCUUCCUCAGCAGCAACGACAGGAGUACCAGCGUAACAAUGACAACCCAUCAACCACUGGCACUUUACUAUCUCCCCUCAGCCCUCUCAGCCCUCUCAGCCCUCUCAGCCCCAUGGGACCCGUCUUCACAGAACCAUCACCGCCAUCAAACUCUGUCACAGGAGCAUACCAUCCUCCACCGCCAGUCGACAUCGCGACCAACCCAUACUACCGCCUCCCACCGCGCCCCGUCAUCAUCCCAGUCACACCCCCUCCAAGGCACUCUCGACAGCUUUCACAGCCAUCUGCUGGGUUCUACGACUUUUUGGAGCAGGAGAUUGAAAACUCCUCAGCACCCAUGACCAAGACCACUGACAGCAAUAACAACAGCACCGGCAGUGGUCGUCAACAACCUCCUCCAAGAUCGGUCGAGAGAAAGUCAGCCUCGACCACAGCCCCGCCUCCGAUCCCUCGCGCUACUCGGCCGAUCUCGAUCAGUGCCGAGAACAUGACAGCUUUGGAUGCAUCUCCUGGCCCUGUACCCGCCUUACCACCAUCUUUGACUCCGUUUCAGCUGAACCAGCAACAGCUACCAAGGAACUGGAGAGCGUCGCCGUGGUCUCCAGUGUCGCCUUCAGGAUCGAAUAACGAUGAGCCACGGAUGGGCGGACGGAUGCCACGCGUCAAGAGUCAACGAAAGAUGGAUCAUACUACACAUACAUAAAUAAAAGCCCAUGUACUAUAGACAUAUACACAGAGAUCUGCAAGUUAGCUAAAUGUAAUAAAAUAC